UGUUGUGUUUGUCUUCAGUUGAGCGGUCGCAUUUAUCGGGUGUGGAUCCUACAGUAAAAUGUAGAAAUAUUACCGAAAUCAAGACAGGUUUUUGUUGCCACAUCCAGAGAAAUCCCUGUACAAAAUGCAAUAGUUAGAAACAUUAAGUUUUUCCAUGAGUAAUCUGGCAAAGGUCGAGUUUUUGAAAAUAAAAGUGCAGUGCAGUGUAUUGCUCCACGAAAACAUAUGAAAUCCGAAGCGAUCUUCAGUCGGUGGGUGCUCGUUGAUGCAUAGCGAAGUUGUAGUCUUACCAAGAGCUCGAAAAAAAACAAGAAACCCCCGAGACGGCCGAAACAAUGCUCAAAGCCACGAGGAAGCCAGCGGAUCCAUACAAAUCGAAGCUGAAAGUUAAUGCCAGCCACAGUGGACCGCAUCCAGUGCCCGUCGAGCUGGCGGGGAAGGAGGUGGAGGAGGCCUCCACUGGUGGCCAGACAUCCCCCCAAAAGCUCAGCCUGAAGGGCAGCCAGCUAGGGGGAAGCAUUUUGAUUGGCAACUACAACUACUUGACCCAGCUGGAGGUAUGCGAAAACGAGAUGGAGGUCUUGGAUCUCAGCUCCCUGGCCCAACUGGAGACGCUAAAGUGCAGCCGGAACAAGCUGAUGGAACUGAUCAUCAAUGCCACCAAUCUGCAGACACUUACCGCCGACCAUAAUUACCUGCUCAACAUAUCCACAACGAACACGCAUCCGGUUCCGCUGAAGCUGCAGUGCAUCGAUAUCUCGCACAACAACUUCAGCGAGCUGCCCAACUGGAUCGGAGCAUGUGCAUCAUUGUCAGCCCUGGAGGCCUCGCACAAUCGCCUUAGCAAUGUGACGGGACUGCUGCGAAAUUACAGGAUCAGUCAGUUGGCAUCCCUGAACCUGGCAUACAACGACCUGAAGCAGCUGGACAUGUUGCCGGAGGCGUUUGGCAGCAUCCGGAGUCUCCAGUUGCAGAGCAAUGAGCUGCCGAGUCUUCCCGAUAACUUCUUUGCCGUGACCCAUACCCGACUGGAAACGCUGAAUGUCUCCUGCAACAAGUUGGCCACCUUGCCGCGCUACGAGCAGAAUAAUCAUGCUGCUCUGGUGAAUCUAUCGCUGGCGGGGAAUCAACUGAACGACAGUAUCUUCGAGCCUUUGCACAAUGCCGCCAAAUUGAGGUUCCUGCAUUUGGCCUACAAUCGCAUUGGUGUUCUGCCCGCCGCCUGUGUCCGCAACUGGCCGGAACUGGAGAUCCUGGUUAUGUCUGGGAACAUGCUGCAACAACUGCCCGAGGAGGUGGCCACUCUGGGCCGGCUGAGGGUGCUCCGCUGCUGCAACAACCUGCUCCUCUGCACCCCGCAACUGGCCAAGCUGGGCAUGCUCAAGGUUUUGGAUCUCUCGCACAAUCAUCUGGAUCGGGUCAAUCUGCUGGCACUGGUUCCCUCGCGAAACCUCAAGUACCUGGACCUUUCGGGGAACUUGCAAUUGCAGGUGGACGAGCAGCAGUUCAAGGUGUGCCAGACCCAGAGCCAGCGCCACUGGAGUCUGAUCGAUGUGUCCGGCAACAACAGAGCAGCCCUGCCCACAGCCACACUCCGGCAGGUGAAUGCCCAACGGGGUCAGAACAAGACGAGUGGACCCUGGACGAUGGGUUUUGCGGAGACUCCGGGCUCUGGAGAUUGCCGCAAGCUUUCGGUCUGCCAACUCCGGGCGGCCAACUACGGCGGGUCCGACGAAGCCCUCUACGGGAUGUUCGAGGCGAUGGAGGGGCAUGGUCGGGCGGCCCAGGAGAUGGCUCAUCUAGUGCCCGAGCUGAUGAGGCAGGAGCAGUUGGUCAAGGAUUCGGCGGUCAGGGAUUACAUGAAGUUCACCCUGCUGGCGGCGCAGCAGCAGUGUGGCAGUGUCCGCAGUGCCGCCUUGUUCCAUCUCACCAGGACACGAGCUCCAUCGAAGGUGAGACCGCUGAAAAGUAAGCGCUAUGUCUUGCGCAUGGCCAGCACAGGACGCCUGGACGCCUAUUUGAUACGACGCACUUCCCAACUCCGUCUGACCGAAAUGGAGACCACCCCCAGCGAUAAGAGCCAUUCCAUGGUAAUGCCAGAUCCACAGGUUCUUGAGCUGACCCUUAGCAACGAUGACGAGUACCUGGUGGUGGGCAAUGCCCAGCUCUGGUCCGUGAUGGACAUAGAUCGCGCUGCCCGAGAGAUUCGCAAAGAGGAGAAUGCCGUGUUGGCGGCAAAGCGACUGGUGGACAUUGCCCAGAGUUUUGCGGCGGUGGAAAAUCUCAGUGUGAUUGUGGUGCGUUUCCGGCAUCUGGGCACCGAUGUGGACCACCUCAUCCGGGAACUGAAGCAGAGUGUGCGCAAGAAGCCUCAGCCGAUCUCCUUGCCUUCGUCCAGUGGGUCCGUUUGCAAGCGGACCUGCUGCGACCGGAGUAAUGCAUGUCGCCACCGGGCCAUCGAGCAGGAGCCGCUGGCAGGACGAUCCUCGCCGAGUGGCCAGAGCGAUCGGGAUCUGCUGGCCAAGGACAGCAAGGACGAUGAAUUCGUACUGGCCCAUGCCCGCGUUCUGCAGGAGGAGCAACAGCUGGAGAUGCUGGACGAAACCGAGUCGGUGCUGUCCGAGGAGCAGUUCAAAUGCUGGGAGUACAUGUUGGAGCAGAACACCCAGUUACUCUUCGACAAGGAGCUGAACACAAUUUCCAAGUCCUUCACGAAGCAGAGGACCGUGCCGAAUGCUAUCAUGGCAGCAUCUGCCGUACCGGAUCGCAAUGACUUCACAUCGAAUCUAAUGCGCAGUGUCACCAAUAAGUUCAUCUCGAGCAGCACCCCGCAGUUGCCCCAGCCACUGAGCUGCUCCACACCGAACUCCGUGCCCCUGGGAUCAUAUCAUCCGGUGAAACAGCCGGUUCCUGGACAUUUUGGCAGUGCCCUCUCCUUCCAGCAGGCUCAGAGCUACGGCUACAAUCUGUUUGAUGCCAAGCCGCGCAAGACUUCCGGAGGCAACGUGAAACGCGCCGGAGGACCCAAUUCCGCCUACUUUGGAUCCCUUCAGCGACUGAUGCCCUACAACUUCGAGUAUGACUUUGCCGUGACCCAGGAGCGGGAGAGGAACAUCCUGGACGAGGAGGAGCAGGACGACGAUGAGCUCAACGAGCAUGAGAGUCGCAUGCGAAAAUACUGGGGAGUGGCCACCACGGAACUCUAGCCUUAGGAUAACUUUCGCCAGAAGAUCUACUAGAAGUUCAAAUGUAUUAUUUAAAAUAGAUUUUAUUGUGUUGUUAGGCAGCUGUCAGA
Molecule: messenger RNA, 3295 nt
Organism: Drosophila rhopaloa
Lineage: Eukaryota; Metazoa; Arthropoda; Insecta; Diptera; Drosophilidae
Gene: Phlpp
Product: protein phosphatase PHLPP-like protein
Exons: 5
Coding region: 336-3206 (956 amino acids)
Molecular function (GO): protein binding
Source: RefSeq, a predicted model, not a curated record